AGAUAGAUUGGCUUGAGCCCCGCCCCUUCCAGAGCCCUCUCCUGAUCAGAGUACUGAGAAGAAGGACUCCAUCUGUACACCCAGCUUUAGCUUUGGAUUCCUAUUUAAUAGUGAAUGUGAUUUCCAGGAGGAACGAAAAGUGACUGCGCUGCCUUAUAUCUCCAGAUGAAGUAAGAGCAAGUCAGAGGGUAUGUUCUCUCAUAGCAAUCCAGAGCCAAGGAGCCCAUCAUUCUACUGAGCUGCAGCUCCUGCUGCACAGCCUGAGUCAAUCAGACCUCCGCUAAGUUACCAGUGGAGGCUAACUGCACAUGUCUGAAGGAGAGGGUACAAGCUAAGCAGCACAAGGCACAGGAGGGAUUUACAUAAUCAUUUUGGCUACACUUGAAAAGAAAUAAGGUUUGUGAACUCUCAGUGACAAUACAAGAGGGGUAGUUCCUCCUAUUCCUAACUACUGAAGAACCACUGAGAUUAUCAAGUCGAAACCUUCUUGGACUGUUAAAUAAAGAAAAAGAGAAAUGAAGAUGGGUAAACUUGAACUGUGUCAUUAUCUCCAAAUUAUAGCUAUUUUCUUUUGUCUUUCUGGAAUAACUCAAGCUGAGCUGUCAAUGUCUACAUCCAAGCCUUACAUUCAGCCUGGGAAAUCUAGAUCAAAGCGCAGCUGGGUGUGGAAUCAGUUCUUUGUAUUGGAAGAAUAUACUGGUACAGAUCCUUUGUACGUUGGGAAGCUUCACUCUGAUGUGGACAAAGGAGAUAGUUCCAUCAAAUAUGUCUUGUCAGGGGAAGGAGCAAGUUCUAUCUUCAAUAUUGAUGAAAAUACUGGGGAUAUCCAUGCUACAAAGAGGCUGGAUCGUGAGGAACAAGCCUAUUAUACGCUACGGGCACAGGCUCUUGACAGGAUAACAAAUAAACCAGUGGAGCCUGAAUCAGAGUUUGUCAUUAAAGUGCAGGACAUAAAUGACAAUGAGCCUAAAUUUCUGGAUGGGCCUUAUAUUGCUGGAGUUCCUGAAAUGUCUCCAGUUGGAACGUCCGUGCUGCAGGUUAUAGCAACAGAUGCCGAUGAUCCCACUUAUGGAAACAGUGCUCGUGUGGUCUACAGCAUUCUCCAGGGUCAGCCCUAUUUUUCUGUGGAGCCAAAAACAGGUAUCAUUCGAACAGCCUUACCUAACAUGGACAGAGAAGCCAAAGAUCAGUAUUUGUUAGUAAUCCAAGCAAAAGAUAUGGUGGGACAAAUGGGUGGACUAUCAGGAACCACAUCUGUUACAGUGACUCUUACUGAUGUCAAUGACAAUCCGCCAAGAUUUCCACGCAGAUCUGAUCAAUACUACGUUCCAGAAUCUUUGCCGAUUGGCUCUGUUGUUGCCAAGAUAAAAGCAGCUGAUGCUGAUGUGGGACCAAAUGCAGAGAUGGAUUAUAAAAUUAUGGAUGGUGAUGGGAAUGGAGUUUUUAAAAUAUCUGUCGAUCAAGAUACUCAAGAAGGCAUAGUAACAAUUCAGAAAGAACUAGACUAUGAAACAAAAACCAGCUAUACUCUAAGAAUAGAAGCAUCAAACAAAAAUAUGGACACUCGAUUCAUCAGUGCAGGUCCCUUUGUGGAUACAACAACAUUGAAGAUUAUUGUAGAGGAUGUUGACGAGCCACCUGUGUUUUCUUCGCGCUUAUACACCAUGGUGGAGUCAGAAGCAGCAAAAGUUGGCACUAGUAUUGGAACUGUAUCUGCCCAUGAUCCAGAUGUAGCAAAUAGUCCAGUGAGAUACUCAAUAGAUCGCAAUACUGACCUUGAGAGAUUUUUCAAUAUUGAUGCCAACAGUGGACUCAUUACCAUAGCAAGAUCUUUGGACAGAGAGACCAAUGCAGUCCACAAUAUCACAGUCCUGGCCAUAGAAAGCCAAAAUCCAGCACAGAUUGGGAAAGGAUUUGUAGCUAUAAAUAUAGUUGAUAUUAAUGAUAAUGCUCCUGAAUUUGCCAUGGAAUAUGAGACUACUGUCUGUGAAAGUUCUCCCCCUGGUCAAGUAAUUCAAGAAAUAAGUGCAGUGGAUAAAGAUGAUCCAUCAAGUGGUCAUUGGUUUUAUUUUAGUGUACCACCAGAAGCAAAUAAUAUAAAUUUUACACUGAGAGACAAUAAAGAUAAUACAGCAUCGGUUCUAACAAGGAGAAAUGGGUUUCGGAGACAAGACCAGUCAGUAUUUUAUUUGCCCAUCGUUAUUGUGGACAGUGGAUCCCCUUCUCUUAGCAGUACAAAUACCCUGACUAUUAGAGUUUGUGACUGUGAUGCAGAUGGCAUAGCCCAAACAUGCAAUGCGGAAGCGUACAUCUUACCAGCUGGUUUGAGCACGGGGGCUCUCAUUGCAAUAUUAGCCUGUGUACUGACAUUGUUAGUGCUUGUCCUUCUCAUUGUAACAAUGAGACGACGAAAAAAAGAACCUUUAAUUUUUGAUGAAGAAAGAGAUAUCAGAGAGAAUAUCGUGAGGUAUGACGAUGAGGGUGGAGGUGAAGAAGACACCGAAGCCUUUGAUAUGACUACAUUAAGAAAUCUUAACAUCAUUAGAGACAACAAAUCACGAAGAGAUGUAACGCCAGAAAUUCAGUUUUUAAGUAGACCAUCUAUGAGAAGUGCUCCAGACAAUUUGAUCUUUAGAGAAUUUAUUUGGGAAAGACUAAAAGAAGCGGAUGUGGAUCCAUGUGCUCCUCCCUAUGACUCCCUGCAGACCUAUGCAUUUGAAGGGAGUGGCUCAGUUGCAGACUCACUUAGUUCACUGGAGUCAGUCAGCUCAAACUCUGAACAUAAUUAUGAUUACUUGAGUGACUGGGGCCCACGUUUUAAAAGACUUGCUGAUAUGUAUGGAACUGGUGAGGACACCUUGUAUUCAUAGCAUUUGAAUACAUUUGAUUAAUGCACUACAAAAAAAAAACCAACAACUCAGUAUUGACUAUAACAAUGUACUUAUGUUCUCAUUUUAAUAUUUUAGGAUUUUUGUUUUGUGAAAAACAAUAUCUUUGUUAUACCUGUCCUGGGGACUGCACUGACAAUUCAUCUUUUAUUUUUUAGAUUAUAAAAAUGUAUGUGAGCUUAUGAAAACAGAUUUGUUAUAUUACGAUAGCGGUAUCUUGUGACACAAUUUCAUUUCCAAACAAAAAUUGCCACUAAUCAUCUAAGGACUGAUUCUGGUUAGCUGAAAUUUUUGACAAAAAGGGGAGUCAAUUACAGUAUGGUAACAUGUGCAGGAUGUGGUUUAAUUACAUAUUUUGUAAUUUCACAGCCAUUGUUAUCACGCCAUCUAACAAUUGAUUCACUAUAUGGAU
Spea bombifrons (plains spadefoot toad) is the source of this 3300-nucleotide messenger RNA. RefSeq names its product cadherin-7. The transcript has 12 exons. Bases 516 to 2870 code for a protein of 784 amino acids. Lineage: Eukaryota; Metazoa; Chordata; Amphibia; Anura; Pelobatidae. The record is from RefSeq and is a predicted model, not a curated record. Gene Ontology annotation, cellular component: plasma membrane; catenin complex; adherens junction. Gene Ontology annotation, molecular function: calcium ion binding; cadherin binding. Gene Ontology annotation, biological process: adherens junction organization; homophilic cell-cell adhesion; cell morphogenesis.